UCCCCGGCCACCAAAUCUUCAUCAACAAAGGGAAUCGGUGCACUGGCCCAAGCCAGCACGUCAUGCUGAACAUCUCUUAUAAAUACUCUUCCGACGGGGCGAAACUUCUUCAAGAUGACCGCCUCAACCGGAUGAAAUCCCGCGUCUAUCCCGAUUAAACUUCACGAGCUACUAGGAAGCCGUUAAUGCCAACUGCAGCUCGUUGUUCUUGGAAGCAGUCGAUCGCAACGAGAAGAAACCCCGACGAUACGGGAUGGGAUGCCGCUGAUUUGUACUCAAAAGUGAAGAAUAGCACCUGCUCGCAUCACAUCCGUUUGAGCGCUCGUAGGGAGGUGAACCAGCUCGACGACUUUAUGUACAGUCAGAAGGAUGACGUGGGAGAGAAGCCGAAGCUGGUGGCUCGCAAGUCGGCGCGGCUGGUGUCACGCCAUUGGGACUAUGGGCCUGUUCUUCAGGCUGCCGACGCAGGUUACGAACCUGAAUCAAAACUGUUGUACGACUGCAAAAGAAAUGCCCCGGCCUGACCGCCUGCUUCCGACGAGCGGCGGCUAACACUCGUUUCCGGUAACUGGAUCGGCAGGUUUAUCUGGAAAGCUGGAUGCCCUGGCGCAGAAGGCCAUCCAGAUCGUGAGGAUGAACCCAGGUCAUCGUAUAAAAAUCGCCAGAAACUGCCAUCUGACACGGUUAAUCAAA
Molecule: messenger RNA, 693 nt
Organism: Culex quinquefasciatus (southern house mosquito)
Lineage: Eukaryota; Metazoa; Arthropoda; Insecta; Diptera; Culicidae
Exons: 2
Coding region: 186-524 (112 amino acids)
Source: RefSeq, a predicted model, not a curated record